AUGGAUACUGAUGCAGAAUCAUGGUGGACAUAUGGAGCCAUGAUUGCAAAUAUGACGCUUCCCGUGAAAUUAUCCUACACAUUUCAGCAGUUAACCGAUGCACAUAUGGAACGAGUGAUACGCGAAACAUUUCAGAAAAAUGCCCGCAUUGAAUUAGACUUGACUGGCAACCGGAUUACUGAUGUUGGUGCUGCUUUUCUCGCUCAGGCCUUGCAACAGAAUCAGACAGUAAUUAAACUUGGUCUUGCAUGGAAUCAAAUCGGUGAUACAGGAGCCAAAUAUCUUGCUGAAGCUCUUCGAAAUAACACGACUUUGAAUAAACUUGAUCUGUGGGGAAAUGAAAUCACCGAGAAUGGAGUACAUUAUCUCUUCGACGCUCUCCGAUACAAUAAGAUACUUCUGGAGUUGGAAGUGGGUGCAGGUGUAAUUUCAUUGAAUCAAGAAAAACGACUGAAGCAACAGGAUGGUCGAAUCAAGUUUUCUUCUUUAUGUAAUUGA
Messenger RNA from Rotaria socialis, 498 nucleotides. NCBI's taxonomy places the organism in Eukaryota, Metazoa, Rotifera, Eurotatoria, Philodinida, Philodinidae. The record is from the annotation of a GenBank genome assembly.